AUGGCAAGCGUUACCCAGCUUCAAUAUACCGAGCAGCGUUUAUCGCAAGAAAUCCGGACUUUAGAGAAUGCAAUGCAGGAGUCUGUACGGAGACGAAGACAGGUGAACGAGGACUUUUGGCCACAGUAUGAGCAAAUGGACCGUCGCAGUCAAGAAGCGCGAGCAUUCAAGACACAGUUCGAAGAUGAUCUGCACCGGAUGAUCGAGGUGGAGGUUCUAAUGAAAAAGAGAAAGACGACUCUGGAUGCUGAGCUUGUCAACGUACGAACCCAACUUGCUUUCUUGCAAGGAGAUGGAGAGUAG
Clonostachys solani is the source of this 303-nucleotide messenger RNA. Lineage: Eukaryota; Fungi; Ascomycota; Sordariomycetes; Hypocreales; Bionectriaceae. The record is from the annotation of a GenBank genome assembly.